This is a messenger RNA of Penicillium nucicola, 1074 nucleotides long. RefSeq names its product alcohol dehydrogenase family protein. The coding region runs from base 1 to 1074 and encodes 357 amino acids. Gene Ontology annotation, molecular function: zinc ion binding; oxidoreductase activity. The transcript has 5 exons. The record is from RefSeq and is a predicted model, not a curated record. NCBI's taxonomy places the organism in Eukaryota, Fungi, Ascomycota, Eurotiomycetes, Eurotiales, Aspergillaceae.
AUGCAAGCCGUCGUUUUCAAGGGCCCUUUGCAGGUAGCAUUGGAAGAAAGACCGAUACCUAAAGUACAGUUAUCAACGGAUGUCGUUUUGAAAGUACGAUAUACGGCACUCUGUGGCAGGCAAGACAUACCCAUACAUUUGCUACAUGUAUUUCGUGGGCAUCAGGCCUCCAAUACUGGGUUCAUAAUGGGACAUGAAUUCACGGGAGAAAUUGUUGAAAUCGGGUCAGACGUGCGAAGUUUCCGAAAGGGGGAUCGCGUUGUAUCACCCUUUACUGUCAGUUGUGGAUCGUGCUUCUACUGUGAACAUGGCUAUUCGUCCAGGUGUGCCGAGAGCAAACUGUUUGGUACAGUUGGACUUGACGGUGGCCAAGCCGAGUACGUUCGCGUUCCUUCAGCGGAUUCAACCCUCUUUCAAAUUCCAGCUUCUGUGGAUGAGAAGAAAUUGGUGCUUAUGGCAGAUAUAUUUCCAACCGGGUAUUUCGCCUCCUCAAAUGCCUUCUCCGGUCUAAGUCAAACGAAAAUUGAAGAUAGCACGGUGCUACUAUUUGGAUGUGGCCCAGUUGGUAUAUGUGCACUUGUUGCAGCCUUGGAGUAUAAACCGAAGAAUUUGAUUGCCAUAGAUAGCGUUCAUUCUCGCCUUUCGCUUGCAGAAAGUCUUGGAGCUGAAUCUUGGGACUUUCAGAAUGAUGAAGCUGGGUUACGGGAAAGGGUGAAGGAACUUACUGGAGGCCGAGGUGCAGAUGUUGUGAUUGAGGUUGUCGGCCAUAGCAGUGCACUCAGAAUGGGCUUUGAACUGCUGCGUCCGUGGGGACGAAUUUCAAGCGUUGGAGUUCAUAACCAAGAAAUACCUUGGACCGGCAACGAAGCAUACGGAAAGAAUCUGCACCUACAGAUGGGCCGAUGCCCUGUACGAAGUAUUUUUGGCCAGGCAAUGUCGCUUUUCCAAAAGAAACAGGAAGAACUCAACUUUAUGUGUCAUGAUAUCCGUCCUCUCUCAGAAGCUGUUAAAGCAUACGAUGACUUUAGUAGUAUGCGGGCGCACAAGGUUAUUUUCGAAGCAAGUACCAUCUAG